AUGGGAUUGUGUCAAGCCCUUGGAAACAUCUCUCGCCUCCUCAUUGUUGGCGCUACAGUCAUCGCGCUGAUAUUGUCAAUUCUGACCGCAAUGUCCUGCGAGCUUGUUCAAGUCGACGAAGCAAGUGGAUCCACCUGGGGAUUCUUCUUUCGAGGCGCCAACGGUACAUGCCAAGACAUGGUGUUCGGUACAGAGGAUGAGAUGAUCUUGGCUGGAAGAACAUGCUUGAUUGUUUCCAUUUGUGCUGGAUUCAUUGCAGGAGUCAUGGUCACUUUCGAAUGGCUCUUCUGUGAGAUCUGCUGUGCCGGAGUUUUGGAGGGCAUUGCCUUCUUCCUGGCUUGGGCUGUAGGUGCAAUUUCCUUCAUGUUUUAUGGAUCAGAUCUCUGCACUGCGGAUGGCAAGGAGUGCACCUUCUAUGAUGCCUCUGGGUACAUGACAGCCGCUGUCAUUCUAUAUUUGGGUUGCGGCGUUGUGCUCUGCUUUGCUCCUCAGCCAUACCCAAUCUGCCGUAGCAGCAAGGAAUAG
This is a messenger RNA of Seminavis robusta, 525 nucleotides long. Lineage: Eukaryota; Bacillariophyta; Bacillariophyceae; Naviculales; Naviculaceae. The record is from the annotation of a GenBank genome assembly.